AUGUCGUCCAAAUCGCAAUUGACGUACGGCGCCCGCGCCAGCACUCACCCCAAUCCGUUGGCCCGAAAGCUCUUCCAGGUGGCCGAGGCCAAGAAAAGCAAUGUGACGGUAUCAGCGGAUGUGACGAGUACCAAAGAGCUACUGGAUCUGGCCGACCAACUUGGCCCCUACAUUGCCGUGAUCAAAACCCACAUCGAUAUCCUCACAGACUUUGGACCCCAGACCAUCGCCGGGCUCCAGGCGCUGGCCCAGAAGCACAACUUUCUCAUUUUCGAGGACCGCAAGUUCAUCGACAUCGGCAAUACGGUCCAGAAGCAGUACCACGGCGGCACACUCCGGAUCUCGGAAUGGGCGCACAUCAUCAACUGCAGCAUCCUCCCUGGCGAGGGCAUCGUCGAGGCCUUGGCUCAGACGGCGCAGGCGAUGGAUUUCCCCUAUGGGGCGGACCGGGGUCUGCUGAUCCUCGCCGAGAUGACCUCGAAGGGGUCCUUGGCGACGGGGCCGUACACGGCGGCGUCGGUCGACUACGCGCGGAAAUAUCCGAGCUUCGUGCUGGGGUUUGUGUCGACGCGGUCGCUGGGCGAGGUGCCUGCGACGGUGGCAGCCAGUGCCGACGAGGAUUUUGUCGUGUUCACCACGGGCGUUAACCUCUCGUCUACGGGCGACAAGUUGGGCCAGCAGUAUCAGACGCCACAGUCGGCGGUGGGUCGUGGAGCGGAUUUCAUUAUCGCCGGCCGGGGCAUCUAUGCGGCGCCUGACCCGCAGGAGGCUGCGCGCCAAUAUCAGCAACAGGGAUGGGAGGCGUAUGUGGCCCGUGUUGGUGGGGCUCAAUAA
Messenger RNA from Penicillium alfredii, 834 nucleotides. RefSeq names its product orotidine-5'-phosphate decarboxylase pyrG (gene pyrG). The coding region runs from base 1 to 834 and encodes 277 amino acids. Gene Ontology annotation, cellular component: cytosol. Gene Ontology annotation, molecular function: orotidine-5'-phosphate decarboxylase activity. The record is from RefSeq and is a predicted model, not a curated record. NCBI's taxonomy places the organism in Eukaryota, Fungi, Ascomycota, Eurotiomycetes, Eurotiales, Aspergillaceae. The transcript has 2 exons. Gene Ontology annotation, biological process: 'de novo' UMP biosynthetic process; 'de novo' pyrimidine nucleobase biosynthetic process.